AUGGCAGCACCAUUCCCUUCGCCUACUAUGAAAUGGCACACUAAAGCCUACCAGUCUAUAUCACCUAGGCGGCCGGAGCUCUCUGCCAAAGGUAGGAUAGUGUUAGUAACCGGAGGAGGCACGGGCAUCGGCUCGGAGACCGCCCGCCACUUUGCGGAAGCAGGCGCAUCUCGGAUCGCCCUCCUUGGUCGCAGAGAACAACCACUCCUCGACACCAAAGCCUCCAUUGAAAACACGUUCCCUAACGUUGAGGUAUUCGUCGCCUCUACCGAUGUGACAGACAAGGGACAAGUGGACGCAGCUUUUGCCAACUUCGCCGGUGACGAAUCGAUCGAUAUCUUCGUGAGCGGUGCAGCUAUCAUUGGACCACAGGAAUCAGUCGAGAAUGUGGACAGUGAUCAAUUCCUUGAAGCUAUCCAGGUGAACCUGAAAGGUUCGCUGGCAGUUGCCCAAGCUUUUCUUCGGCAUGCAUCGCCAGAUGCUGUUGCUAUCGAUAUCAAUUCGUCUGCUGCGCAUGUGAAUUUCGGUUCUGGGCUUGCUGCUUACAGCAUCGCCAAGUUUGCUGUAUUCCGACUUUGGGAUUCUGUGGCUUUUGCAAAGCCCAAUAUCAGCGUGUUCCAUAUCCAGCCUGGUGUCGUUGAUACCGCGAUGAACAAAGAAGCUGGCGGUGUCAAGGCCAUUGGAAUUGAGGAUCACAUUUCUCUGCCCGCGAGCUUCUGUGUUUGGCUCGCAAGCCCCGAGGCUCAGUUCUUGAAGAGCAAGUUUUUGUGGUCAAACUGGGAUGUCGAUGAGCUUAAGGCUAAGGCAAAGGAGAUUGAAGCUAGCAAUCAGCUCAGCAUCGGACUUAGCGGGUUGCCCUUCCAGGAUGCUAGUUGGAAGCCGACGUGGAAGGCCUAG
This is a messenger RNA of Penicillium soppii, 897 nucleotides long. Its product is annotated as SDR family NAD(P)-dependent oxidoreductase. NCBI's taxonomy places the organism in Eukaryota, Fungi, Ascomycota, Eurotiomycetes, Eurotiales, Aspergillaceae. The record is from RefSeq and is a predicted model, not a curated record. Gene Ontology annotation, molecular function: oxidoreductase activity. The transcript is spliced from 2 exons. Gene Ontology annotation, cellular component: cytosol. Bases 1 to 897 code for a protein of 298 amino acids.